Messenger RNA from Bombyx mandarina (wild silkworm), 1279 nucleotides. Its product is annotated as kynurenine formamidase. Gene Ontology annotation, molecular function: arylformamidase activity. NCBI's taxonomy places the organism in Eukaryota, Metazoa, Arthropoda, Insecta, Lepidoptera, Bombycidae. The record is from RefSeq and is a predicted model, not a curated record.
AUAUUCACGAUUAGAUAAAUGGUCCUCCGGUUAUAAAAUAACAUCUAAUGAUAUAACUCGUUAUGAUAAGAUUGCUCCGCUUUGUUUAAUCGUCAACCACUCUGUGCACUGUUGUCUUUCACACGGGUCGUGUUUACUUGAAAUACUAUAUGAGUUUCCGUGUUAAAAUGAAUCCUUUCACAAAAAUCACUAUUAAAUUUAAAGACUUUUUGAGAUAUACUUAUUUUAGAAGAAAACACCUUCGCUCCGACGCGAAAGAGGAUGAGAUACAGGGGACGGUCACCAUGGAAUUUGUGGAUUUGGAAAGAGAAUACACACCGGUGCUGUGGUCGAACCGGUUAUAUACCCCGGAGCAUCGCCUCAACUUGCACAUCAACCUUGUAACAGCAGAGAGCGAAAUAGCCACAAAUAACGUUCCACACAAAUUGGAGAUUGAGUACGGAUCAACGCCCGGACAGAAGCUGGACAUUUUCGGUACCGACCUCCCGAAUGAAUCUCCAAUUCUCGUGUUCAUUCACGGUGGAUACUGGCCGGACGUGUCUCGUGAAAUAUCACGUUAUCCAGCAAAAUCCCUCUACCCCGCCGGCGUUAAGACAAUAAUUGUUGGUUAUGAUCUCUGUCCCGCGGUCACGCUUGCUGAGGUCGUCAAUCAGAUACAGAACGCUGCGAGAUACAUCUUCGAAUACGCUGAGAAGAUGAAUUCUAGAGGCGUUUACUUCGCGGGACACGGAACGGGAGCGCAUCUGGUAGCGAAACUCCUGGCCAGUUCCGAAUUUUUCGAAAACACGCCCGAUUCACACCACCUCCAGGGAGCCUUCCUUAUUUCAGGACUGUACGACUUACGGGAAGUCGUAAAUACAUCAGUCAACAGAUCUGUGCAACUGCCUCAUGAGUGGGCAGUGCCGCUGUCCCCUCAAUUCGAUUGUUUCUCCCACUUACAGUCGCGAAGGAUCAGAAUUUACAUUUUUGCCGCCCAAAACGACAGCCCGACUUUCAAGAGGCAAUCGAGAGAGUUCUAUGAGCUCCUACACAAUACGUGCUUAAUGCAGAACAUGUAUUUGGAGAUCAAAGACGAUAUGGAUCAUCACGAAAUAGUCGAGUGCUUCGCGAACAGCAACAACUACCUCAAGAACUUGUUGAUUCAUGAUAUUCGUAAGCACAUAUGACGCGACCUUAAAUAAUUAACAGCCUAUAUCAGGGUUUCCCAAACUUAUUUUGUCUACUGCCCACUUUGAGAAUAAUAUUAUUUUUUAGCGCCCCCAUUUUUUCACCUACUUAA